UCUCUCCUCUUGGAAUCUUCUCCGUCUUUCCCUCCUUUGCAAAAAAAUAUGCAGGGAGGAGAGGAGGAGAAAAGAGAGCGAGGAAGCGGGGAAAGUUGGUAGAGGAGCGCGAGAGAGGGGAGAGGAGCAGAUGGGAGGAAGGAAGGAAGGACAGGAUCGCUCGAGUGCCGCGACAGAUGAAUAAACAAAUAUAUGAAUCAAAGCCUAGAAUAAAAGGCGAGUUAUAGGCGCGCCGCCGCGGUGCGUGGACGCGGACAAGAUAGCGGCGGUGCGCGCUGGAGCAGCCGAGUCCUGAGUGGGUCUCACUCCUCAUGUUCUCCAAACUCUCGGCGAGGCUCCCUCAACUUCUCGGUGUCUGAAGAACUCCCCCCCCCCUGUGCCUCUGCGUCCCUGCCAGCACCCUCUCCCCGGAAAAGAAGACACGAGGACGGCAGUGGAGGAAGGAGGGAAGAGAGGACUUUUGUGUUCCUUCCGAGGAGUCUAGCUCGCCGCAGCCGGAGUUUAGGCGUCGGCGCCCGGGCAGGCAGUCCCUCGCCAUGGCCGGGGCCAAGCCGGGAGUCCAUGCGCUGCAGCUCAAGCCCGUGUGUGUCCACGAAGCGCUGAAGAGGGGAGGGAAGUUCAUCAAGUGGGACGAGGAGCCCAACAGCGGGAAUCCCAUCCUGGUAACCCUGAGAGUUGACCCAGAUGGAUUCUUCCUCUACUGGACUGGAGGGUCCUCCCUGGAUGUGGAGGUUCUGGACAUCAGCACCAUCAGGGACACCAGGACGGGAAAGUACGCCAAACUACCAAAGUCUGAGGGACUAAAGCCAGAUGAUUUCACGUGGGAGGCCUUCCAGAAGUUUCUCACCAGCCUCUGUCUCCGGCCUGAGAUACAAAGCAUCUUCGAGAAAAGUGGCUCGAAGAAGAAGCCGUUCAUCUCCCUGGACCAGCUGACGGACUUCAUCAACCACACGCAGCGAGACUCCCGACUGAACGAGGUGCUGUACCCCCCGCUGAAACGAGAGCAGGUCCGACAGAUCAUGGAGAGAUACGAGACCAACUACAGCCAGCUGGAUAGAGACCAGAUCAGUUUGCAGGCUUUCAUCCAGUACCUGGGAGGAGAGGAAAACAGCAUCGUGCCUCCAGAGCAGCUGGACAUCAUCGACGAUAUGAACCAACCGCUGUCACACUACUUCAUCAACUCCUCACACAACACGUACCUCACAGUCGGUCAGCUGACCGGUCUGUCGUCAGUGGAGAUGUACAGACAGGUGCUUCUGACCGGCUGCCGCUGUGUGGAGCUGGACUGCUGGAAGGGACGACCGCAAGACGAGGAGCCCUACAUCACCCACGGCUUCACCAUGACUACGGAGAUCCCCUUCAAGGAGGUGAUUGAAGCGAUUGCGGAGAGCGCCUUCAAGACUUCGCCGUACCCCGUCAUCCUCUCCUUUGAAAACCACGUCGAUUCGGCCAAGCAGCAGGCCAAGAUGGCUGAGUACUGCCGGACCAUCUUCGGAGACGCCCUGCUCAUCGAUCCACUGGAGAAAUAUCCGCUGGUCCCAGGUCAGCCGCUCCCGUCGCCUCAGGAGAUGAUGGGGAAGAUCCUCAUUAAAAACAAGAAGAAGCACCACCACCACCGACCCUCGAGCAGCAGUAGCAUACGACGCAGGGAGCUGGAGGAGGAGUCUUUACCCAACACUGACGGCCUGUUGACAGAUGGCGAGGGGAGCCAGCUGCUGUCCAACGGGGAGGAGAAGCUGGCUGAGAGGAUGGUCAGAGACUUGGAGCCUCGCAAGUCCAUCGGAGGCGAGGGGGAAAGCGAGGAAGAAGAGGAGGAUGAAGCGGUGACAGAGCCUAAGAAGCCGAACACUGACGAGGGCACGGCCAGCAGUGAGGUGAACGCCACAGAGGAGAUGUCGACCCUCGUCAACUACAUCGAACCUGUCAAAUUCAAGAGCUUCGAGGUGGCAGCCAAAAGGAAAAAGUUCUUUGAGAUGUCAUCGUUCGUGGAAACCAAAGGCAUGGACACCCUGAAGAGCUCCCCUUUCGAGUUUGUCGAGUACAAUAAGAACCAGCUGAGCCGAAUCUACCCGAAAGGCACGCGGGUGGACAGCUCCAACUACAUGCCUCAGCUCUUCUGGAAUGUCGGUUGCCAGAUGGUGGCGCUAAACUUUCAAACUCUUGAUCUUCCCAUGCAGCUAAACAUGGGGGUGUUUGAGUAUAACGGCCGCAGCGGCUACCUACUGAAACCCGAGUUAAUGAGGACAGACAAACAGUUUGACCCUUUUACAGAGGACAUAGUGGACGGGAUCGUCGCCAACACAGUCCAAAUUAAAGUGGUCUCAGGUCAGUUCCUAGCAGACAAAAAGGUGGGCGUGUAUGUGGAAGUGGACAUUUUUGGACUUCCUGCUGAUACAAAGAGGAAGUACAGAACCAAAACGUCCAAUGGGAAUUCACUGGACCCCGUGUGGGAUGAUGAAGUAUUUAUCUUCACUAAGGUGGUCCUCCCUACGCUGGCCUCUCUGAGGAUAGCAGUGUUUGAAGAAAACGGCAAGUUUAUCGGUCACCGCAUCCUCCCGGUGUCGGCUAUUAGACCUGGUUACCACUACGUUAACCUGAAGACGGAGUUGAACCAGCCGCUCCUCCUGCCGUCCCUGCUGGUUUACACUGAGGCUAAGGACUACAUCCCUAAUGAGCACCAGGACUACAUGGAUGCUCUGGCCAACCCCAUCAGUCAUGUACAAAAGAGGGAGACACAGCUGGCUGCUCUUAUAGAGGACAAUAGUGAGCAUGUCCCCAACCAGCCCAGAGACAGAGAGAGCAAGAAAGAGUGUGAAGUCAUUCCCUCCCCUUCGCACAACUCCCCCCCCUGCCCAUGGGAGGAACCCUGCGACAUCUUCAAAUCUCCUCCACCAGUACCAACUCAGAAGGAGGACCUCAUAGCCAACGUUCUGACAGACGUCAAUGUCAACUCUAUCGAGGAGCUGAGGCAGCAGAAGUCCUAUUUGAAGCUGCUGAAGAAGCAGAGCAAAGAACUCAAAGAGCUGCGGAAGAAACACCUCAAGAAGGUGUGGAAUCUCAGUAAGGAGCAGAAUCGGAGUAGCAAGCUUCAGUCCGACACCGAGAGGAGACGCAGUCAGAUGGAGAAACAUCUCAAACGUAGCAUUAAGAAAAAUGAACCACAUGAGCCGGUGCAGCGUGAGUUGAAGGAGUUGGAUCAGGAGCUGGAGAAGGAGAAGGUGCAGCUGAGGGAGUGGCAGUUGAAGGCAUUGCUGGAACUACGACAAGAGCUUCACUUGUUGGAGAGAGAGAAGCAACAAACACAUCUGCAAGAGACCUUCCAGAAGUUAAAGGACACAGCCAAUGAAUGCCAGGCAGUUCAGCUGAAGAAGCUCAGGGAGCUGUGUGAGAGUUCCCCGCCAUAUUUUCUUCAAACCUUCCCAUCCUUCCCUCCCUCCCCCCUCUUCUCUUCUCUUCUCUCUUUCCUCACCCUACAGCUGGAGCAGGCUCAGAGCAGGAGACAGGAGAAGUUGAUGCUGAGGCAGCGGGAGGUGCUGCAGCACAUAGACGAGGAGCUCCCACUGCUUAAGUCCCAGUUAGAGAAGGAACUGGAGGAGGAGUACAAGCAACUGCCGGAGGAAAUCUUUCAGCACCUGGAGCAGGAGCUGAAGAACAAAGGUCUCAGCAAGGACACCCUGUUCUCGCCCUUUUCCAAUAACAGCAGCUCCACCCCCAAGUCCGGGCCGCCCUCCAACUGCUCCACACCCUCUUAUCCUUCGACGCCCAACACCUGGAACAGGAGCAUGGACAAUAGCACCGCCUCGCUGGCCGACUCGACGUCCUCGUCCACCACUCCCGGCCUGUCGGAGGUGGAGAUGUCGUUCAGUUGAAGUGACUAAAACUAUUACGUGUAAAAAGGAAAAUACAUUCAACUGGGGUCUAUAAUGAUUAAUAUGUGGGAUAGUAAUGAUAUAGAUUAUUUACUAAUUUUAUUCCUUUUAUUAUUCCUUUUUAUGACAGACUGUUUUAUUUGUGUCUACAGAGCUUUAAUAUUUUUAAUUUUGCAGUCAGAUGACACAUCGUGCCAUUAGUUGGAAGAUUUCAUGAGAAUCAUAACCGAGCAUUUGUUUUUAAAUUUUUUGUUUUUUCAUUCUAUCCUGUCAUACCCUAUUCUUUGCAUCAUUUCUAUUGUUGUUCUGGUCAGUAAGCUUUGCUACAGUUUUGCCACAACACAGAUUUGUUUUGAACUCUUUGCAAAAGCUUUUAAAUUGUGAAAGGAGCAGGGUUAGAAAAGGUAAUAGAAAAGAUAACUCUUGCAAUAUUUUGCUUGUAGCGACACCUGACCACUGUCAUCAAUUCACAAAAUGCCUUCCCCUUCAGACAAAUAAAACAGGAACAAAACAUCUUAUCCACAAGUGAUCAAGAUUAUAGAAAUAUGUUCCCGAGAUGAAAUAUCAAGAAGAAAGUUUUAACCAGAUUUUAAAAAGGGUUUCAGAAGUUAUAGCUGUAAUGUCAGUAUGUGACCAGUAAGUGGUGCUGCAACCUCUGUGAUUUGAGCUGCCCAUUCAUCUAGUUUAAUUGUUAUACUGCACCUCAAUCCCUCUCCAGGAUUUGUAGCAUCAUUGGUCAGGAUCAAGCUUUUGGCCAUUAAUCUUAAAUCAAGGCUGAAUAGGGAGUAGUCUCCAAACUCAAUUUGAGAAAGAAUUUUCUCGAGGUUCGCAAACCUCCCACUUUUCUCAAGCUUUGACUUCACAAUCCUCCAAAUUUGAAGCAUUCCCUCUUAUUGCCAUCGUGGAAAACUGUAGUUCAGCUCCUGUUUCCAGAAUCGACAUAGGAACAACAUAUGGACAUUUAACAUCAGGGUAAAUAUGCUUUUUAAAAAGUGUGUUAGGUACUUAAUUUAAAAAUCUGUGGUUUUAUUUUCAUCAAACCUUUUUCUGCUUUUUAUUUUAAUUUUUUAAAUGAUGUAAAUGGUUGAUGCUUUUCCAUUCUUGUCCACUUUGAGGGGUAAAAUGUUGGCACUCUAUUUUUGUGUAUUGUGUGUAUAUGUUUGGCUGUAUGUGAAUUUUACUACUGACCACAAGUGCUGACCACAAGGGGGGCUGAGGUCGGGGGAGGUUAAGGACGACCUGAGAGAUUCCUGUCUUGUCCUCCGUCACCUCCCUCCUUUCGAUGAGCACUGGCUGCCUGUCUGUCUGAUUACCCCCCCCUCUUCCUCGUAUAUGCGCGCACACAUACCCCCUUGUAAACUAUUAUCUAUUUAAAUGGAAUUUCAACAA
Molecule: messenger RNA, 5258 nt
Organism: Paralichthys olivaceus (Japanese flounder)
Lineage: Eukaryota; Metazoa; Chordata; Actinopteri; Pleuronectiformes; Paralichthyidae
Source: RefSeq, a predicted model, not a curated record